AUGCCUGUCCCCCUCGCCCUCGCGGCUCCAGCCGUAGCUGGCACCAUCGCAUACCUCAACGCCCGCUCUUCCACCUGGUACGACCUCUGCCUCCUCCGCUGCGUACUCGCCGGCGCGUCGCGCAUGUACUACCGCGAAUGGGUCGACCGUCUGAACCUGUUUUACCUCGUCGAGAACAUCGCAAAGAACCCGAAAACCGCCGACCGUUUGUUCAUCAUCUUUGAGGGCAAGCGCUUGUCCUACGGAGAAGUCUAUGAUCGAACACUGAGGUGUGGACACUGGCUCAAGACGGAGCAGGGCGUUAAAAAGGACGACAUCGUUGCUGUCGACUUUCAGAACUCGGAUACGUUUGCUGUGCUGUGGCUUGGUCUUUGGAGUAUCGGUGCGAAACCUGCGUUUCUCAACUAUAACCUCUCUGGCGCGUCGUUGGUGCACUGUCUCCAGGCCGCGACGACCAAGCUGUGCAUCGUGGACCCCAACGUCGCCGACAAUGUGGGACAGGAUGUUCGUGAUGCCAUGGGCGAGAUGCGCUUCGUCGUGUAUACCCCAGAGGUGGAAGCUCAGCUCUUGGCUACGGAGCCUGUGAGGGCGCCAGACUCCGAACGAUCCGAGAGCAGUCUGUCCAAUAUGGCUAUCCUCAUUUAUACCUCUGGCACGACUGGUAUGCCCAAGGCUGCUGUGGUUUCGUGGGGAAAGUUGAUUGUUGCGGGUACCAUGGCACAGAAGCUGCUAGCUCGUGAAGCCGGCGAUAUCAUGUAUACCUCUAUGCCUCUCUACCAUUCCUCAGCAGCCAUCCUCUCCUUCUGCGCAACCCUCCUCGGCGGCAGCACCCAAGCCCUCGGCCGCAAAUUCUCCACAAAGCUCUUCUGGCAAGAAGUCCGCGAAUCCGGCGCAACAUCCAUCCAAUACGUCGGCGAGACCCUCCGCUACCUCCUCGCCGCGCCUCCCCAGUACGACCCCGAGACGGGCGAGUGCCUCGACAAGAAGCACAAUGUGCGCGUGGCGUUUGGCAACGGUCUGAGGCCAGAUAUCUGGAACGAGUUUAAAGAGAGGUUUGGCAUCGAGGGGAUUUGCGAGUUUUAUGCUGCUACUGAGGGCACGUUUGGGACGUUCAACCUCAGCAAGAAUGACCUCACGGCUGGGGCUAUUGGUCGGAAUGGCUGGGUAUACAACAUGAUUAUGAGUUUCUCAGUCACCCUCGUCGAAGUCGAUUGGGACACCGACAUGCCCAAGCGCGACCCAAAGACGGGGAGAUGCCGCAAGGUCCGCGCCGGCGAACCUGGCGAGAUGCUCUUCAAGCUACCCUCCAAAGAUCCUUAUGCACGCUUCCAGGGGUACUACGGUAACAAGGCAGCCACGGAAGCCAAGAUUCUACGGGAUGUGUUUAGCAAAGGCGACGCUUGGUUCCGUACUGGAGACGUCGUUCGGUGGGACAGCGACGGACGCAUCUACUUCCACGACCGUAUCGGCGACACGUUCCGCUGGAAAGGCGAAAACGUGUCAACGGCCGAAGUCAGCGAAAUCGUAUGCCAGCACCCCAUCAUCAAAGAAGCCAACGUCUACGGCGUAUCCCUCCCUCACCACGACGGCCGAGCAGGCUGUGCAGCAGUAUACCUCUCCUCAGAACCCACGCAAGAAACGAUGCAAAGCCUAGCAUCCCACGUUCAAAACUCACUCCCCAAGUUUGCCCGCCCUCUAUUUCUAAGAAUCGUCACAGAGAUGGGAGGCGGACAGAUCACGGGGACAAACAAGCAGCAGAAGCACGCUCUUCGCGAGGCGGGAGUUGAUCCUGCGCAAAAGGACAUGGGAGAGGUGUAUUGGCUCAAGGGGGAUAGCUAUGUGCCGUUUACAGACAAGGAUUUCAGAGAGAUGGAGGGUGGCAAGGUCAAGUUGUAG
Messenger RNA from Fusarium keratoplasticum, 1896 nucleotides. RefSeq lists its product as uncharacterized. Bases 1 to 1896 code for a protein of 631 amino acids. The record is from RefSeq and is a predicted model, not a curated record. Lineage: Eukaryota; Fungi; Ascomycota; Sordariomycetes; Hypocreales; Nectriaceae. The transcript is spliced from 3 exons. Gene Ontology annotation, molecular function: long-chain fatty acid-CoA ligase activity; long-chain fatty acid transmembrane transporter activity.